UUCGGUCAAUGGCACAACUCCCCCAACGUGUCAAAUCCACUGACAGUAUCAAUUUGUCAUCGUAUUGUAGAUAAAAUUUAGGUGAAAUGGACCCACAACCUAGUAAAUCAGAUAUCGAGGCUGUUUUUCACCGAUUACGAGCCAAUCCUGCCAAUAAGGUUUGUUUCGACUGCAAUGCCAAGAACCCGACUUGGGCCAGCGUGACAUACGGCGUUUUCAUCUGCAUUGACUGCUCCGCAGUUCACAGAAGUCUCGGUGUUCAUUUGACAUUUGUUAGGUCCACCCAGCUUGACACCAACUGGACAUGGGUCCAGCUGAGACAAAUGCAACUGGGGGGCAACUCCAACGCCAUCCAAUUUUUCUCGCAACACAAUUGCAUGACAACAGAUGCUCAGAAAAAAUAUAACUCUCGAGCUGCUCAGCUGUAUAAAGAUAAACUGCACCAAGCGGCUCUAAACUCGCUUAAAAGUAAUACACAGCUUCAUAUUCAUCCACAUGUUGAGGAGCGUAGUGAAGAGAAAGAAGUUGAUUUCUUCACAGAACAGGAAAAUUUUGCCAUCCCAGACGCGCCUCAAGGACACCAACACAAAAUUGAAGAAUCACAGUCACUACAAAAGGACAAUAAAAAUCCAGACGAGGGCCCCAAUGUUGAUUUUAGUGCUCCGGCAGCGAAUCCGGAGCCACGAAAAUCAACCAUUGCCACCAGGAAGCCCCCUAACAAAAAAUCAGGGUUGGGGGCGAAGAAAGGCGGCUUGGGAGCGACGAAAGUGAAGACGAACUUUGCCGAAAUUGAACGUGAGGCCGAAAUUGCUGAAGAAAGUCGUCUCAGGGCUUUAGAAGAAUCAGCGAAAGCUGCAGCUUUGUCUUUAAAGGAGCAAGAAGAACGUGAAGCUGCCGUCCGAUUGGCUUACAAAGAUCUCAGCAAUGAACAAAUGAAGAAAGAAGAGCAAUUACGAAGGCAAGACCCGAAAAAAGCCGAACAGGUUGAGAGAUUAGGGAUGGGAGUGAACGCUAGAAGUGGGGUCAGCCAUUCGGCUUUAAGCGAUAUGACAGAGAUUGAACAAGAGAACGUUCAACCGACUCCUAGUACUUUGAGUUCGUUGGGAAAAUUACGAAUUUCCGACAGCGAUAGCUUCUUUGAUGAGUAUUCGUUUAGUUCCGGUUUUAAUAUAAACCGCGCCAAUAAAAUGGACAUGUUUGGGUUGGAAAGUAGUCGGGAACGUGACAAGGAAAAGGAUAAUUGGGUCAUUGUUGAGGAUCCGGUCGAAAAACCGAAACCGACUUACCGUACCCCAGAAAAAGUAACGAAAAGUUUCGAUUUGAGUUCAGACGCCGCCCAGAAAAAAUUCGGCAAUGCUAAAGCCAUCUCUUCCGAUCAGUUUUUCAACGAUCGGGAGCCCGAUUACGAGACGAAGGCGAAUCUGAAUCGAUUUCAGGGUUCUUCCAGUAUUUCAUCAGCCGAGUUUUUCGGCAAUGGCAAAGAAGCCACUCCAAGUUCGCACAUGCAAGCGUAUGAUUUGGACGACGUCAAGGAGAGCGUGAGACAAGGAGUGACGCGAAUCGCCGGCAAGUUCAGUUAUUUAGCUAAUGAAGUCAUGUCUUCGUUGCAAGAUCGCUACGGUAACUAGCAGUUAGUGAAAAUUGAAAAAAACUAAGCUUUAUCUUGGCACAUUUACAAUAAAUCGUUGAAAUGAUUAUAUAUUUUAUCCAGUUGAAAAUGUGCCUUGAUUUUAUUAUUAAGGGGGUUAAUGUUGUAAUUAUGUAGGCACGGAUAAUAGCACUGUGACAUUUUUAUCAAAAUCACCUAAACAAGAUUUAAGAGUUAGACAGUGCCAUUUGUUCUACUUUGUUAAGUCUUGUUUAAAGUUUUAUUUUUUCUCUAUUAUGUAUCAAAUUUAUUUUAUUGUGACGAUGCAAUUGUUUACCUCGACAUUUCAGUUUAUAUAUUUUUUUGAAUAAAUAUGCUAUAAACAUGAAUGCAGUUUUAUUUUCCCCACCAAAAAUAAAGGUUAUGAAAAUGUCAACUUGACAGCUGGUGUUUUUGUUAUUCUAACAAAAAGGAUUAUUUAUUUUAAAAAUGGAUAAGGAAGAUUUGUUCUUACACACUUAUUUUACGCAUUUAUCCCAAAUAUCUUAUGACAAAGCCAAGGAACACGUCG
Tribolium castaneum (red flour beetle) is the source of this 2159-nucleotide messenger RNA. RefSeq names its product ADP-ribosylation factor GTPase activating protein 3 (gene ArfGAP3). NCBI's taxonomy places the organism in Eukaryota, Metazoa, Arthropoda, Insecta, Coleoptera, Tenebrionidae. The transcript is spliced from 9 exons. The coding region runs from base 87 to 1628 and encodes 513 amino acids. The record is from RefSeq and is a predicted model, not a curated record. Gene Ontology annotation, biological process: COPI coating of Golgi vesicle. Gene Ontology annotation, molecular function: GTPase activator activity.